GGUGAGUUUUUGGCCAGCCACACCUUUGAGUCCCCAAUCACCUGUGCCCACCUGACACCUGACGGAAAGAUGGUAUUGGCAGGGAUCAGGGGACACAACUGCCCCAUCAGGUUGCUACUUGUACCAGUGGGAUGCACUUUGGCCGCAGUGAGAGAAACAUGGGAACAGGAGAAAGGUGGAGAGAAGGCAACUUUUGGUGACAUAUUGAGA
Messenger RNA from Lymnaea stagnalis (great pond snail), 210 nucleotides. Lineage: Eukaryota; Metazoa; Mollusca; Gastropoda; Lymnaeidae. The record is from the annotation of a GenBank genome assembly.